AGAAGAAGAAGAGGCAAGAUAAGAUCUGCUGAUGGACCAAGUGAUUUAAAAUCUCCUCUUGAUGACAAUCAGCAGAAAUGUCUGUGAACUGUCUCCUGAGACACACACUCAGGUUGAAGAGGAAACAUGUAGCUGCACAUUUCGUCCCUCACAGAUCUCUGUCAGGAGCAGAAGCUGUCAACGCUCUCAGACCGUUUUAUUUCGCCGUCCAUCCGGACUUCUUCGGUCAACAUCCCAGAGAACGGGAAGUGAAUGAGAAUUCAUUAAAGAGGUUAAAUGGUUACCUUGACAACCUGCAGAAGCCCGGCUCUCGCUCUCUUCAGCCCAUGAAGCUCACAUUUUACGUCAGGGACACAGGGGACAGCAAGGACGAGCAGCCCGACCUCCUCCCCGCAGGGUUCCGCUCGGUCAGUUUCACCCUGCAGACCAGCGACGUGUUGAGCACGGUGGUGAACGUGUUGAAGUCCUGCAGUCUGCCCGUGGAGCACAUGAAGGGACUGAAGGGAGGUUCACAGACGGCUAAAGGGGCACCUGUGGCGGGUGUGCCUUUCUACAGACCCAUCAGAUGGGACAAGAGCUACUACAGCUUCACCGGCUUCAGGGACCCGGAGCAGGAGCUGCAGCAGGCCCGCAGGGUGGAGCCCACACUCAGCUUUUGGCUGAGAAAAAACGAGCCCGAGGCCACGAAGAAGUACAGCGCCAGUCUUCCUCGCAGAGACGAGCUGAGCAGACUGAAGGAGGAGCUGUGUCACAGAUUUCACCUCUCUGACAUCAGGUGGCAGCGCAGUUGGGGCGUGGCUCACAGGUGCAGCCAGCUGCAGAGUCUGAGUCGACUCUCUCAGCAGAACCCCGAGGCCCUGAUCAACCUGCAAGGACACGACGUCAUGUUUGCCGACCAGUCAGGGAUGAACGCCUCUGGACACGUCAUGUUAGGAACCAUGGAUGUCCAUCACCAGUGGACCAAGCUGUUUGAGCAGCUGCCCAGCUACCGCGCCCUGCAGCAGCAGACCGACUGGCUGAAGGAGCGCAUCAGCCUCCUCGUGGGGGGGACUCAAGUGGUCCACAAGGAGAGACUGGGACCGGUUCAGCUUAUCGCAGACCACUACAGCACCCUGAGCACCUUCCACAAGAGCCUGCUGACGGGACCCCUCCGCCUGCACCCCCGCAGCCUGCAGGGCCUCACCAUGCAGCUGGAGAAUGACCGUUCAAAGCCCAGUCUUCAUGAGAUGGGACACUUCCUCAUCCCGACAAACUGCGACCCCCCAAAGCUGCAGGUCUUCCUCCAGAGCCACGCCCCCGAGGCUCGACAACGCACACAACGCAGGAAACAGCUGCAGGCGGAGGAGGAGUCCAUGCUGAAGCUGUGUCUCCACACUCUCUCUCUGAGGAGUCUGUCCAAGGAGCCCAGCGUCUCCUCCUCUCAGAUGAUCGCGUGCUGUCAGAGGCUCGCCGAGCAGCCGUCCCCCCUCCUGCAGGGCCUCCACCUCUGUGUGUCCCACUUCUUCUCCGUCAUGCAGGACGGGGACCUGUGCAUCCCCUGGGACUGGAAGAGCUGAGGAGGACUCUCUGACAGCUGGUCUGCAGGUCGUAGAGCUUUAGAUGUUUGAUGUUCCUCGGAUAAGACGUCAGGAGAUUUUUUUUUAUCUGAAGGGAAACCUCUGGAGGAAACAAUCAUGUGUUAAACGGUCAUUAAAGCUUUAUCUCCACUGCUGGAACGGACGGACAGAGAGGAAAUCAAGGGUUCCCAAACUGUGGCCCGAGGACCCCCUCAGAGCUCGCACAAUGAUUCACAAGAAAGGAAAGAAACGUUUCUUCUGCACUGUAUUAAUAUUCUAUAAUUCCCUCUGAAACAUUAGACAUCAGAGCUCGUCAGUGAUCAGUGUGAGAGGGAAGACUUUCUUUCCAACAAAGGCCAACGAGCUGAACCGUUAGAGAACCAGAGGAAGAAGUGCAAUACGACGGCAGAUUUGUUCCGUCCACGUUUGAGCGUCUCGAUGAUCGUGGUUUGACAGAGUCAGUGUUUGGGUGUGUGAUGGGUAUUU
This is a messenger RNA of Labrus bergylta (ballan wrasse), 2042 nucleotides long. RefSeq names its product T cell activation inhibitor, mitochondrial (gene tcaim). Gene Ontology annotation, cellular component: mitochondrion. The record is from RefSeq and is a predicted model, not a curated record. Lineage: Eukaryota; Metazoa; Chordata; Actinopteri; Labriformes; Labridae.